AUGCUGGUUGGAAAUACUAUCUGGUUAUCAUCUGCUGGUCAGCUGUUUUCAUUCCAGGGAAUCCACCUAAUCACCUCCCUGACCCCAAACGGACGAAAAGUCCACAUUCUCCUAGAAGAACUCAAGGACGUCUACGGCCUCGAGUGGACAACCAGUCUCAUUGACCUAGACACAAAAGAACAGAAAAAAGAAUGGUUCCUCAAACUCAAUCCCAACGGCCGAAUCCCCAUUCUAAUAGACAAUACCAGAAGCCCACCCCACCCGGUCAUGGAAUCCUCCGCAGAACUGCUCUACCUCGUCUCCAGCAUCGACAAAGACCACCAAUUCUGGUUCUCGGACCCAAUCGAACAAAGCGAAGCCUACCAAUGGUUGAUCUUUUGGCAUGCAUCGGGGCAACCGAUCCAGGGACAAUAUAAUUACUUCCGGAGGCAUACGAUCGAUCCUCAUGCAACGACCCGCUUUAGAGACGAGGUUCUCCGGAUUUACCAGGUUCUGGAGGCGCAUCUGUCAGGAAAGCAUAGUUGCAAUGCGCGAGAGUACCUCGCUGGACCCGGUAGUGGGAAGUAUAGCAUCGUUGACAUCAAUGCUUGGGCUUGGAUUCGGACCUAUCGGUCUAUUGGGUUCUCGGAGGAUGAGAUUGCGGCUUGGCCUUCUUUAGGGCAGUGGGUGGAUCGUAUCGCGGAGAGGCCGGCUGUGCAGCGCGGAUUGGGGGAAUGUCGACUCAAACGCUUAAGGUUCCAUCCAUCAUACACUUCCAACGGCGAACAAUACUCUAAAUGCACCUCUAUAUCCUUGACCUCCAAUUCUUGGAUCUGUCAAGACUCAGCGGGUUCGAUGUCAGGACCAGAUAUCUAUAAGAGCACCGACUACUCAUGA
Molecule: messenger RNA, 876 nt
Organism: Aspergillus oryzae RIB40
Lineage: Eukaryota; Fungi; Ascomycota; Eurotiomycetes; Eurotiales; Aspergillaceae
Product: putative glutathione S-transferase family protein
Exons: 5
Coding region: 1-876 (291 amino acids)
Source: RefSeq, a predicted model, not a curated record